Porites evermanni is the source of this 4164-nucleotide messenger RNA. The record is from the annotation of a GenBank genome assembly. NCBI's taxonomy places the organism in Eukaryota, Metazoa, Cnidaria, Anthozoa, Scleractinia, Poritidae.
AUGCCGCGAGCAUUCUUGAUCAAAGCCAAGAAGGACAAGAAGAAAGAAGAGGAACUGGGAACUCAAUUCCCACAAGACAGCGCUCAAUUUUCCAACGGAGUUUCAGGUAACUUAAUUCAAGCGCAUUUGAUGUUACGCAAAUUUACCGGAUUUUACCGAUUUCAUGGAUUCUCCUCUGUUCGAUGUCAGGCACGUUUUUUUUCGGGACUUUCGAACUGUCACGGGGUUCGAACUAUGUUUCCAUGACUUGACUUGUAGCGGUUUUCAAAAGUUUUGCAAACUCCGCGAAAUUUUUGUUUCGUUUAGGGACCGCGUUUAUGAAUCGAGUUUCGAGUGAGGGCACGCACCACUAUUCCUCGUUUCAGUUUAUUAGGGGUUUAAUUCAGUUUUUGUGAUACUAUGUUCGAAUUUUCCGCUGCUUUGCCGGGUUUCAUGUGUUGCAGUUUCACUUUCUGAAUUUUAUCUCGCAAAAUAAAUUAGCGCGCUUUCCGUCCAUUGCUCAGAUGUUGAAUAGUUAAUAAGGCCGCUUAAGCAGUGAUAUAUUCACCAUUGUGUAAACUAGAUAAACAGCUUCAAAAUUGCUCGGAUGUGCAAGUAAUCUGUGUUACAAAUAUAAAAGUUGUAAACCUUGCACGCAAAUGAUGGGUGAAUUGAAGUCAUCUCUCGCUGGCUAUUUAAGCAAACCGCAUCACCGUCUCAUAUUACAAUUUUAUUUUUGCUCUCACAGAUCUCCACUUCCACGGCAACGAAAGUGUUCCCUUAACAGAGUCCGUGGAUCAAAUUUCAACCCCUGUGGAAACUCAAACGUCGCCCGUCAGUCUUCCUGCUAAGCGAAAACACUCGCAAAGCGCAGCAGACGAGAAACGGGAAAUAUCUUCCGCCCGAACAGAAUCUCCAAACGAAGCCAGUGGACUCGAUAAAGAAAAUUCGACCCUGGAAAUUUCGCACACCUCUGCCAAGCUACAAAGGAAGACACGCAAGCGAAGCCCAAAGAAAACGGCUGUUUAUUACUACAACGCUCAGGAAGGCAAAGAACCACACAGAGAAGUCAAUAAAGAAAAAACUUCUUUCAAAGACGUUCCGCUUGAAAGACAAGUGCCACCUAACAAGGCAAUUUCAACGCUUCAACAAAACAGUCAUAAUUAUGCAGCGGCAGAUUCUAAGCGGGUCAAAUCUCAGGGGAACCCCAAUGGCGGCUAUUAUUAUGAUCAAACCGCACACUCCAUGAACUGUCAAGAAAAGACCACACGAUUUGAAUAUGAAAAGGGCAUUAGACAAGAACACUCCACGCAAUAUAAUUAUGCAAAGAGUCAUCCAACUUUUCCACGCGAGGAACGCGAUGUCGCGCAAAAUACGAGUAACGUUGGUCUCGACAACGUUAAGAUCGUGGAGGUGCACUCGAUCGGCCAAACAAUGGAAGCUGCUUAUCCUGAUAAAAACAGAAAUGGCCCAGCGCCUGCACGCCAUCCAAGCGAAGAUUUUAACCGUCAUACUACGGCUAAUCAUGUGCCAACUUCAACUCCAGCUUCUCAAUAUGAACCAAGGCCCCAAGAGAAGUCUUCAGUUCCCACUCCUGUUCCAGCCUCUGCAGCGCCAGUUGUUCAUUAUCUCCCUGUGUAUGCAAUUCCAAGCUCCAAUGGUGUUCAGUAUCAGGCCGUCCCUGGAGCUGCUAUUCUUGAAAAAGUACCUGGCUCAUCAAAUCUGUACUCACCAGUGGGAAGAAAUGGUGAACCCAAAGCCAAGCCUGAAUACCAGCAACAACCUCCUACAGCACCUCAGCAACCACCCCCACAGCCACAGGUUCCUCCAGCCAUGCCCCCACAGCCUCAAGUACAGGUGCCACCACAUAGUCAUGCCCCUGUGUCCCAGCAUCAGGCUCCCGUAGCAUAUCAGCCAAGAAUGAUUUCCAAUCCAAGCACUCACCCUCAGCCACACCCAGCAGCACAGCCAUCUUACCCACCACAGCCAAGUAAUCCUCCACACGCUGCCCUACCUUACCCUCCACCUGAUCCAAGGAUUAUGCCUUCACAGGCCUACCCACCACAAACAACGGUACAACCAGUAUCAGCCCCACCCUAUGUUGUCACAAAGUCAGAGCCAGUACCUCAGCAACAGCACUCUCCUGCCGGUCACCCAGUAGUCACUUCUCAGCCGUAUCCUGUGCCCGUUCAAGCAGCAGCACCUCCUCCUCCUCCUCCUCCUCAGCAGUAUCCGCCCCCAAAUCAAGUGGUUGCAGGACAGCCUCCUUAUCCAGCUCAGGAUCAGAAAAUGUCAAGGCCACCCAUGUACCCCCCGCAUUACCAACCAAUACCAAAUCAGCACCCCUAUCAAAUUCAUGUUGUGCCUGUAGCAAUGCCUUACCCUCCACCUGGCCAACAGGUCUCUGCCAGUCAGCCUGCUCAACCAGUACAAACAGUUCCAGUGCCGUCAGCUCCACAUCAGUAUUCAAAUGAAAGACCACCACCAGUGCCACCCCAGCAUUACUAUCCACCCCACAGUGGGGGUACAGUCCACUACCAACAGCCUGAGAACAGCCCUCAAGUACCGGUUCAUUACUAUCCAGCCAGUCAACCUGCAGGAGAAGUGGUACAGCAGCAGUAUCCAGAACGCAAGCCUGCUAUGUUGCCAGCAUUACCUUACCCUGCUGAAAAUACCAGCCAGCCACCAACUCCUCAAUACAGCCCUGAUGGUAAAGACCAACAAAAGUUUGUAUAUGCAACACCGCCGCCAGAUUUCCUGCGUAGCCCUGUGUAUAGAGUUCCAGUGACAGAGGCUCCUCCAAUGGUCCAAACAAGCCAGCCUCCAGUCCAACAGCCAAUUCAGCCUGCAGUGCAACCUAUGGCCCAGCCUCUGACCCACCACUCAACCCAGCCACCAAAAGGUGCGAAGAGAAGAAAAACUGCAAUGCCACACCGUGAAAUUACAGAAGUGGUUCCCUCACCAGAAAGCAGCUAUCCACGACACAGCAACAGCGCAGGAGCACAUGUGCAGUACACUGAGCAGAUUUCCAAGUCUCCUAAUCAAAACCCAGCUCUAAACAAAUCUAGCUGUGUCAUUACUCCCCCUGGUUCACCACAAGAUGAUGCUAAUGGUUCCUACACAGUUGUUAUGAGAGAUUAUGGCGUUCAGGCUGGACCUCCACCAGAACAGGGUACCUGGACUGUCAAAGUUGAAUCUGCGGCCCCUCGUGUAUACAUUUCAGAGGAAGAGGCUCUGGCACAUGGUUACAAAAAGAACUUGUCUGAUGAAGAGGAGGAGGAGGAGGAUGACGAGGAAGAUGAAGAGUACUGUGAAGCAGAUGGUGAACAUCCUUACAGCCCAACUCAGAAAGAAAACCUUUCACCAGGAAAUUUUGUUGCGGUUGAUGAAAAUGGGAACCCCAUUCCCAGCAAAGGCAAGAAAAGAAAUGCAAAGUAUACUUGCAAGUUUUGUGGCAAAGCAUUUCAGUGGCAUUCCCAUCUGAGUUCUCAUGAGCGCACCCACACUGGUGAGAAACCAUUCAAGUGCCCAGAAUGUGCACGUGCAUUCACACGUGCUGAUGGACUGCAGUGUCAUAUGCUUGUACACAACAAAAAGAAACCAUUCAAGUGUCACUAUUGUAACAAAGGAUUUAAUGACAAUACAAGCCUGGAGAAACAUACUUACAGUCAUACUGGAGUGAAGCCUUUCAAAUGCGAAUAUUGCGGACGUGCAUUUAGUGACUCACAGUCUAUUGAAAAACAUUUGUUAGUUCACACAGGGACAAAACCUUACAAGUGCCAGUUUUGUGUUCGAUCAUUUAACGACUCUCAAAUGUUAGUCAGGCACAUUCGUAGCCACACUGGUGAGAAACCAUUUAAGUGUCAGCAUUGCCAAAUGGCGUUCAGUAAGCAAAGCGCGCUUGUUAUCCACACUAGGGUUCACACAGGAGAAAAGCCAUACCAGUGUUCUCACUGUUCAAAGUGCUUUUCAAUUUCUGGUAAUUUGCAGCGGCACAUUCUUAUUCACACCGGGGAGCGCCCAUAUAAGUGUUCAAAGUGUCCAAAAGCUUUUAACAACCCCAGUCAUUUGUCACGCCACAUAAGUAAACUCCAUGCUCCGCAAGUCAAAUCAGAUGGGUCUGCUGAGGCUCAACCCAAUUUUGCAAUACAGGAAAGUAAUGCGAGUGACCCUAUGCAAGCAUAA